Messenger RNA from Mucor mucedo, 853 nucleotides. Its product is annotated as ribulose-phosphate 3-epimerase. Gene Ontology annotation, cellular component: cytosol. The coding region runs from base 138 to 830 and encodes 230 amino acids. Lineage: Eukaryota; Fungi; Mucoromycota; Mucoromycetes; Mucorales; Mucoraceae. The transcript has 4 exons. Gene Ontology annotation, biological process: pentose-phosphate shunt; carbohydrate metabolic process; pentose-phosphate shunt, non-oxidative branch. Gene Ontology annotation, molecular function: D-ribulose-phosphate 3-epimerase activity; metal ion binding. The record is from RefSeq and is a predicted model, not a curated record.
CAUCACUAACAAACAGAGAGCAGUCAUGCUUACGUAAGCUUGCUGCCAUGGGUGGGGGUCUAUACCAAAAACCGACGCGACUUCCUGUUUAUUUUUUUUUUUGAAAAGAGUAUACCUGUUAUUUCUUAACACUCACAAUGCCUGUUGCUAAAAUUGCCCCCUCAAUGCUUUCUUGCGAUUUCGCCAACUUGGCCAUGGAAGCUAAGCGCAUGACCAAGAAUGGUGCUGAUUGGCUUCAUCUCGAUGUUAUGGACGGACAUUUUGUCCCUAAUAUUACUUUGGGAGCUCCUAUUAUUUCAGCCAUCCGUCCUCACACCGAAGCUUAUUUUGAUUGCCAUAUGAUGGUUUCUAAUCCUUCCCAAUGGGUGGAUGACAUUGCUAAAGCCGGUGGACAAAUGUACACUUUCCAUAUUGAGGCCACUGAAGAUCCUAUAAGCUUAAUCCAACAAAUUCAUGCAGCUGGUAUGCAAGCCGGUGUUGCUGUCAAACCUAAUACGCCUGUCGAAAAAGUGAUGGGUGCUGUUGCUGAGCAAUGUGAUAUGAUUUUGAUCAUGACUGUUGAACCUGGUUUCGGUGGUCAACGUUUCAUGGCUCAAUGUAUGCCCAAGGUCGAGGCACUCCGUAUCAAGUAUCCCAACUUGGAUAUCGAAGUUGAUGGUGGCUUAUCUUUAGACACCAUUGAUGCCUCUGCUGAUGCUGGUGCCAAUGUUAUUGUUGCCGGUACCGGCAUCUUUAAGGCCGAAAAGCCUAGCGAGGUCAUUGACACUUUCAAGGAAAAGGUCAACAAUGCUCAAGCUAGAUUUGCCGCUGCCGCUGCUGCAUCUGAAUAAACUUCUAUUAUUAGAAAAUACCC